Rhodamnia argentea is the source of this 843-nucleotide messenger RNA. RefSeq lists its product as uncharacterized. Lineage: Eukaryota; Viridiplantae; Streptophyta; Magnoliopsida; Myrtales; Myrtaceae. Gene Ontology annotation, biological process: mitochondrial respiratory chain complex III assembly. Bases 53 to 529 code for a protein of 158 amino acids. The record is from RefSeq and is a predicted model, not a curated record. The transcript has a single exon.
UCACAUCCGCAAUUCAGCUUGUCAACAACAAACCGAUCUGACACGCGGAGCGAUGAACGCGAAGCUCCAGAAAUGGCGGAGUUUCUCGAUCCUUUGGAGCACUGCGAAGCCAAACGACGCCGUCCCCGUCUCCGUCUCCCGCGCCCUACACAACGGGCCGGACACCGUCGAAGAGCUCCUGGACAGGCACGUUGCGAAGGAGGAGAAGAAGUCCCUGGACGACGACGAGGAGGAGCUCCUCGCGCGGCGGCGGCGGCUCACCAGCACGCGGCGGGAGGCGCUGGGCCUGUACCGGGACAUCCUCCGGGCGACGCGGUUCUUCCCGUGGACCGACCCGCGCGGCGUGCCGUGGCGGGAUGUGCUGAGGGAGAACGCGCGGAGGGAGUUCGAGGAGGCGCGGUUCGAGCGGGACCCGGAGGUCGUGACGCGGCUGCUGAUCGGAGGGAGGGACGCCGUGGAGGCGGCUCUGGAGAAGCUCGCCGAGAAGCACCGGCAGCAGAUCGAGAAGGAUCGCGGAGAUGGGCGGUGAUUGAGCCGAUCGAAUGAUGAACGAAUCGUGACGCCUUUCUCUUUUUCUUUAUCCUUUUUGUUGCCUUUUCUCCACCUAAUUGUAUAACGAGAGUGAUGAAUCUUGAUGAACUUCUGCGCGCGUCUCUCUACUUGAACGGCUUGACCUCGUGAUCUGGUCAGAAAAAUUGAGCUGGUUCGGGGAAAAAUCACGGGACACGACACGAGCGGAUUAAGAAAGAGACUGAAGCUAAGGUGUUCGUAAAAAUUACUGCAUAAAGCUCCUGAAUUAGAUUCCAUGCGGUUCACACAUUGGAUGGUCCGCAUUGCAUUGUU